Molecule: messenger RNA, 961 nt
Organism: Phaethon lepturus (White-tailed tropicbird)
Lineage: Eukaryota; Metazoa; Chordata; Aves; Phaethontiformes; Phaethontidae
Gene: TOR2A
Product: torsin family 2, member A
Exons: 4
Coding region: 55-810 (251 amino acids)
Cellular component (GO): nuclear envelope; endoplasmic reticulum lumen
Molecular function (GO): ATP hydrolysis activity; ATP binding
Source: RefSeq, a predicted model, not a curated record
GAGUGUGACUUGGCCACGAAUCUGGUGGGGCAGCCGCUGGUGAGGCAGCAGGUGAUGAAGGGAGUGAGGGAGUUCCUGGAGAAGCAGAACCCUGUGAAACCCCUCGUGAUGUCCUUCCACGGCUCGACGGGAACAGGCAAAACCUACGUCAGCUCCAUGCUCGUCCGCUACCUCUUUCAGGGUGGGCUCCAGAGCCCCUACGUUCACCAGUUCUCUCCAAUCGUGCACUUCCCCCAUGCUGAGCGGAUAGAGCAGUACAAGGAGAACCUGAAGCGCUGGAUCCAAGGGAACUUGACAAACUGUGGACGGUCGGCCUUCCUCUUUGACGAAGUGGACAAGAUGCACCCGGGUCUGAUCGAUGUGAUCAUACCAUUCCUGGGACCCUCGUGGGUUGUGUACGGGACCAACUACCGCAAAGCAAUCUUCAUCUUCAUAAGCAAUGCAGGAGGGGAGCAGAUCAACGAAAUGACAUUGGAUCUCUGGCGUGCCCGCAAGGACAGGGAGGAGAUCAGCCUGCAGGACCUGGAGCUGGCCAUCUCCAAAGCCGUGUUUGAAAACCCUCAGAGUGGAUUCUGGAAAUCUGGGAUCAUUAAUGAACAUCUCAUUGAUUUUGUUGUGCCCUUCCUACCGUUGAAGCGCCACCACGUAAAGCAGUGUGUCGUCAGUGAGCUUGUCCAGCAAGGCCUCGAAGUACGUCCAGGUGUUGUCCAGGAGGUGGCUGACAGCAUCCCUUACUUCCCGGAAGGAGAGAAAAUAUUCUCAUCAACAGGCUGCAAAACAGUGGCCUCUCGGAUCAGUUUUUUCUUCUAGCCUUGGUGAGGGCCUUGCCCAGAUCCACAGGGGGUGUAUAUGAAGCUGUAAAGCAGCAGAGCCUAGCGGGAUGAGCAGUGGGAGCUGUGUGUUCCCUCUACGCAGCACAAGCGCUCUCCUGCUGAGCUCGUCUCUCCAGCCCCAAGGAGGC